This is a messenger RNA of Melanotaenia boesemani (Boeseman's rainbowfish), 4547 nucleotides long. It is a transcript of the gene sap130a, whose product is annotated as Sin3A-associated protein a. Gene Ontology annotation, biological process: negative regulation of transcription by RNA polymerase II. The record is from RefSeq and is a predicted model, not a curated record. NCBI's taxonomy places the organism in Eukaryota, Metazoa, Chordata, Actinopteri, Atheriniformes, Melanotaeniidae. The transcript has 21 exons. Gene Ontology annotation, cellular component: Sin3-type complex. The coding region runs from base 221 to 3358 and encodes 1045 amino acids.
AGCAGCUUUGGGCUGGCCUAGAGCACUUUCCCUGCUCCUAUUGGUUACAGCUCUCCCAAAGCUUCCUCUGAUUGGUGGAAAGAAGCAAAGGGCUCCGGUUCUUUCCUGAGCGUUCUUCCGGCUUGCUAUAUAGGAAAAAAGAAAAGACGAAUGGAAAAAAUUGUAAUCCACAGAACGACAAUUGCUUAGGCUUUUAGUGAUACGGUCAGAAAUAUUUCAAAUGAGUUCACAACAAUUCCCCCGACACGGGCUACCAGUUUCUAGCGGGGGAGCACCUCAGAUCCCUGCAACUGCAAACCUGGUGCCUGUCAACCAGCCAUCAAACCCUCCAGCUGGUGGAGAAGGAGAUGGCAAUCGUGAAGCUGACCAUGGUCAACAAGAUCAUCCACCUGCUGGGGGUGGGGGAACCUUGGCCUUCAGAGAUGAGAAGCAGGAGACUAUGGUUGUCAGACCAUACCCUCAAGUACAGACACACGGGGGGCCACAGGCUGCUCCCCAAACGGUGUCCAUCCAGCCUGGCACACCUGUAACCGUACCUGCAGCCCUCACUGAGGGACAGAUGAAGGCUGUCCUAAAGUCACCAAUGCCAAGUCGUCUUAUUGCUCCAGCACCAGCUUCCAACCAAGCUCAUAUUCCCAUACCUCCCAAGGUGCCUAGUCAUAUUACUGUCACCAUUGAGAGCACUAUUGCCACCACCCCGUCUAUCCCCGUAGCAACCAUCAGUGGCCAGCAGGGUCACUCUAGCAACUUACACCACUUGAUGCCAGCCAACAUUCAGAUCAUCAGGGGGCAAAUUGGGGCCCCAGCAGUACCACCCCAAACCUUUACGUCACAUUUACCUCGAGGGGCUGCUGCAGCAGCUGUUAUGUCCAGCAACAAGACAGUCUUGCGGCCAGCCACCGGAGCAAGUGCAGGCCCCGGCCAGCCCACAGUGCAACACAUCAUACACCAGACUAUUCAGUCCCGUCCUGCUGUUACAACUUCUACAGCUGUGCUUCCAACCGUUGUGGCCCCUAUUUCAGCAACUAGAACGCAGUCUCCGGUUAUAAGUCCAUCUGUCACGCACUCUGAGGUGACACAUGGGCGUCCAGCGCUGACUAUUCACCCCCCUCCUGCUACUGUCAGCAUUCAGAGGCCUCAGACGUCUCGUGAUACUGCAACACGGAUCACACUGCCGUCACAUCCUGCAAUUGGAGCUCAAAAGCCCCAGCCUCCGCACACCAUGGCGCAGAAGCCAAUCUUUAGUACUGUGACUCCUGUAGCUGCAGCAACUGUGGCACCAAUUGUUGCCACUAACACUGUGCCAUCAACGACCACAAUAGGCACUGUGCCACAUACCCAAAUGACCAGUAGUACCAUAGUCACCAUGACAAUGGCGUCACACUCCUCUCAUGCUACAGCUGUAACCACCUCUGCUAUCCCUGUUGCUAAAGUGGUCCCGCAGCCUAUUGCCCACUCUUCAUCCCGUGUUCAGCCUGACUACCCGGGAGAGAGAACCAACCUCAUCCCCAUCCCAGGCCACAGAUCCUCUCCGAACCCCGUUACCAUGGAAGCCAGAAGUGACAACAGGCCUUCUGUACCAGUUCAGUUCCAGUAUUUCUUGCCGGCGUACUCUUCCUCAUACCCUCUGGCACACACCUACACCCCCAUCAGCAGCUCAGUCUCCACCAUCCGCCAGUAUCCAGUGACCCCUCAAGCUCCAAGUUCCGCACUACCCACUCAGGCGGGCGUGGCUACCACUGUCCACCUAAACCACAUGCAGCUGAUGGCGGUGGAUCGGAUUGGUCUGCCCUCUGCACAGAUCAGCACCCAGGGGAUCCAGCCAGCACCGAUCGCUGCACAGGGCAUACAGCCCGCGCAGAUAGGAGUUCAGGGCCUGCACACGUCACCUUCAAUCACCACACAAGGAAUACAGCAGACACCCAUAGCCACUCAGCAGCAGCCACAACCGCAGCCACAGUCUGAAGCAAAACCUGGGGUUGUAUUGGCUGACAGCUUUGUAGCGAGCCCCAUAAGCAGCACAUUCAGCACGACUCAGCCAGUAGCCACCAUGGUGCAGGCCCACGCCCAGGGAGGAGUAGGAGGAGCCCCAACACUGGUUUCCUCCCCUCGACCAAGCAUCCUACGCAAGAAGCCUGCUAAUGAAACGUGUGUCCGUAAGAACCUGAUCCCCAGCCAACCCAGUGAACCCAACACUGGCAGAAUUGAGAGUGGUGUAAGAGGAGCAGGGUCACCUCGGCCUGCAGGGGUAAAACCCAAAGCUGAGGUACACAUGACAGUGGCCCCUCCAGUCAUGGCUGCAGUUGAAGCAUUGCCUGCUCAGGGAGGGGAACAGCAGGUUGUGGCCUCAAACACUCAGCACCUGGCCCAAGCCAUCCCCACCAUGCUGGCCACUCCUGGGCCCGUGCCGCCCUCUCAGCCCACCACCGUUCUCUCAUCCCUGCCUGCAGCGAUGGCCGUGACCCCUCCUGUUCCUGCUUCAAUGGCUAACACCGUGGCCUCCCCCACUCAGCCUGCAGCCAGUAGCACUGCAUCAUGUGCUACUAGCUCCAGCUGUUCAGAUGUGAAAAUCAAGCAGGAGGUAGAGACAAUGGACACCUCCCAGCCAGAUCCCAACGCAAAUAUAUCCUUAGCUCCCACCCUCACCACCCAGGCAUCCACACUAAACACUCCUGCAACAGGAGAUCUGAUUCCAGGGGCCUCUCCGAGGAAGAAGCCCCGCAAGCAGCAGCACGUUAUCUCAACUGAGGAGAGCGAGAUGGUGGAAACCAACAGCACAGAUGAAGAGAAGGCUCCAGGCAGGCUCAUCUCUGGCAGGGCAGAAAGGCGGGAAUCUCCUCCGAGGGAAUAUGUUGAUGAAGAAGGAGUGCGAUAUGUACCCGUCAGGCCUCGCCCACCUGUUACUCUUCUGCGUCACUACCGCAACCCCUGGAAGGCUGCUUACCACCACUUCCAGAGGUACAGCGACAUUCGAGUCAAAGAGGAGAAGAAGGGCACCUUACAGGACAUGGCCAAUCAGAGAGGGGUGGCAUGUAGAGCACAAGGCUGGAAAAUUCACUUGUGUGCUGCACAACUCAGACAACUGUCGAGUUUGGAGCAUGAUGUGUACAGUCGCCUCUCCACUCUCCAAGAAGGCCUCAUCCCAAAGAAGAGAGCAGGUGCUGACGACGAUCUUCACCGGAUCAACGAGCUCAUACAGGGUAACAUGCAGCGCUGCAAGCUGGUGAUGGACCAAGUGACGGAAGCCAGAGACACCAUGAUGAAGGUGCUCGACCACAAGGAGAAAGUGCUGAAACUUCUCAACAAGAACGGCACCGUCAAGAAGUCCUCCAAACUGAAGCGUAAAGAACGGGCUUAAGCGUGAGCUCGUCUGUCGGCGACCACCACAGCCCCGUUUCUGAAGGGGAGAAGGAGCUGCUCUGACCUCUGGUGCUAUGAUUUGCUGCAUACAAUCAUACGUGUGCCAUCCCUGACGGCCUGAGCGGAGUGGAGAGAGGUGUCGGGGAGGCUUCAGCGAGCAGAAAGCCCAUCAGGAACAGGUUCUCAUCAAAGACACAGGCCACGUAUUAAAGUGUGGAACAUAAUAGGCUUUAUUAGUCUGGCCAACUGGACAACCUCUGUUUUUCCACUUUUUUUUCAGACACCUGAGGCCAUUUUUACUAACUUAGUUUCUACUCCCAUGUUUUUUUGAGACAGUUUGAAGAUGACGCGUUAUGUAUCUGUGAUGUUUGGCACUGAAUGCAGGUCCAACCCUCAUGUACUGUAAGAGAGACGACUCGGUGAAAGGGACUGAACCAGGAGCUGUAGGAUGGAGUAAAUCAAUCCUUUCACAAACUGUAAACAGACUAAUCUUAGUUGUGCUCUUUUCAUCAGUCUGUGCCUUCAUUUUGUCAAGUGUACAUUAAUUGGACAGGGCAUGUGUAAACUAGUUCACAUGUUAAAAUACUAAAACCUAUAUAUAUAUUUUUUAUGCUGAGCAUUUUGUUUUAGUUGAUUUUGCUGUCUGAGGUGGAUACACGGCUGCCUAUCACAAGCCACAAGUUUAGGUGUAAACUAAAGAUGUUUGAGUACUUCGUUGGUGUUGGAGUAAAACCUAAACGUGGCAUGUUGAAAUGGUUAAUGUAGAAAAAAUGCUCUUAAAGGAUCCUUAGAUUUGAAAGUGAGAAUGCCAAUUCUACCUUUUAUUAAACUGCCAUCUUUAAUCCACUAAAUGAUAAAUUGACGUUACCACAGCGAUAGCCGCGCUUUGAUAGGACUUUCAUACCGAAUCAGAAGGUACCGUGCUAGAAAAGAAGAGGCUGACUAUCCUCGUGAUCAUAAUGGUGAAUUAAUGUAAAUCACUGUAAAUGUGCGUUUGGUUUUCCAUUGACUUGGUUCUUUUCAAGUUUUUGUACUCAAUGAAAGAAUUUGUGCUGUGUGUGAUGUGUCGCUUCAUGCUGCAGUGUUACAUUUAAAACAUGGCAAGAUGAAGCUAGCCUGAAACAUCGAGCCAUUGUACGUUGUUUUUGUCUCUGUAAUUAUAGUAAAGAUACUUAAAGAUAACAAGG